AUGUGCGGACACAAGAUAGUGUGUCCGCGGGUGCGACACUAUCUGAUACGGCGCGACACAGGACGGCGAGCCGUCGGCGUCGGUGGCGGUGUCAGCUGCAGUGGGCGCAGGCGGCAGACGGGCAUUCCGGCUCACAGGUGUGGCGACGGCAGCGCGGCGCGCGCCCUCUGCUGCAAGCUGGCUGCGGCUGGGCCGGAGGCCGGCGCAGCUGCUGACAAAGCCCCGGGCGCAGGGGCCGCCGGCGAUGCAGUGCGCCGCCACAGGAGGCGGCGCGUGUGGAUGCUGGUGGCCGCCUGCUGGCUCGCCAUCUCGCUGCUCGGGCUGGUGGCGCUGCUGCAGCUGAUGGCUCCUUCCGGGGACAGAGACGACGACGUAGACUCGGAGACGCACCCGCACGGCGGCAGACGCGCCGACAUCGACGCCCCACCCGUAGCCGACGUCGUCGCCGUGCGCACCUACGGGACACAGUCCUGCGGCAUCCAGCCGACGUGCCAAGUUACGUGCCAAAAUAUGAAAGGCGAACACCUGAGCUCCAGCAUCACAGAGCUUCUGGAAAACCACAAGGAUUGCAACAGUAGCAUGAAACUAGGGGUCAGUAACGUCGAAUUUGCUAACAGCACCUUGGCAGCCGGCUGGCUGGAUGUGAGGGCGACACUCAGUUCACUGACCCUCAGCAACUGCUCGAUCGAAGCCUUCCACGAUGACGCCUUCAAUACUUCGCAGUUCGCCAACCUGGAAACGCUGACUUUGAAUGGGCUCCCCUUAAAAAAACUGCAGACAGCAGCACUCCGUCCACUCCGCAACGUUGGAACCCUGUCUCUUGAAGAUUGCCACGCUUUGCAGGAAGUGGAUCCGAAAGUCACAGACGUGCUUCCUAAGCUGUGGAGCCUGCAAGUACUGAGAACCAUAUACAGCAGCAACAGGCACAUACUCCCAGCGUUCGCGGGCACCACAGAGAUCGUAGACCUCAAACUCAACGUGUUGGGCACACUGCGGCCCGAGGACGUCGGCGUCACAGCCGUAUCAGCGGCGACCCUGAACCUCGAGAUGUCUGGCAUCGAGGAUGUGCUAGUUGGUACCUUCCCGGCAUCGAGGAAACGUCAACUGUUGACCCUGAAUGACAAUAAAUUAACGACACUGAGAAAUAUGUCAAUCUCGUUUGAAAAUCACCAUGAUUACUUUAAAAUGUAUCUCGCAGGCAAUCCCUGGAAUUGCGACUGUUCCCUUCUGUGGCUCCUUCCACAUGUCAGUACAAUUGGAGAUACACCAAUUUGUUCAACUCCACAACAUUUCACUGGCUGGAAUCUGACAUCUGCCUUGGACCAGCUGAAAGAAUCCUGCGCUAUAUCUUCCACGUCACUGCCGCCGUCAACUGCCCCUGAAACAACAGAGUCUUCAGUAACUGGAACCUCAGAACCUACAGGGACAUCGGCAAGCGCGACAGCUGAAACUGGACCGACAGCUAAUGAUGAGAGCACUCCACCUUCAACCAGCGAUCACAGCUCAACCACGGCACCUGACAAUACUUCCGAGCUCCCAACAACUUCAUCAGGAAGUUCUACACUUAGCACUUCCGAAGCCCCCACCACGACACAUGCUGCAACUGAUUCUACAUUCACCACUGUUAAGAUUCCAACAUCACCGCUACCAGAUGAGCGGCCAGAUGAUCUGAAGCUAUGCUACCACGUAGAGUUCUCGGAGCACGAUGUCAUGGAGGACUGGAGAGAAGAUUCGGUUCUCAUCCACGACAUCGACGAGUGUACACUCAAAAUCUUAGUGCCGUACAGUGUCGCUGGUGGAUUCAUGGUGUGGAAGGAAGCGGAAACCGCAGACUGCUACGAGACAAGCCCUCUGAACUCACCCACCGUUGUUUUGGAAAAUCUCAAGCCUGAGGUGGACUACAAUAUCUGCGUUCUGCGACCUGAAGAGACGAGAACAUCCAUCCACAAUUGCCAGCCGCACAGGACAAUGGCAGAGUACACCAAACGAACAUGGCUCUCCAACGGCGACGUGCCGCUCGCGGCAGGUAUGGCAGCCAUCGGGUCAAUCGUGGUGACGAUUCUGUCGGCGGGGAUAGCCGUGUUCCUGGUGCGGCGUCAUCCGACCUGGAUCUUCCACGAUGUCUGGGAGAUGGACAAAAAGACCGUGAUCCAACGGAGGCCCAACGUCGCGGAUCGGCGACUCUCCUUCCCGUCUUGGUGGCCCCCGCCUCCACCUCCGAACCCUCGUCGCCCGAGCUCCAGCCAGAGCACUGGCUCCGGCAGUUACAUCAAUGUCGAACCACCAGCAUCACCACUGCAACUGGUCGCCCAGUUCCUGAGGCGGUCGAGCGGCAGCGUCAGGAGGAUGUUUCAGCUACAGGACGGCGCCAAUCGGCAGAGCUCCUCACCUCCCUCCACCAGACCCUCACACUCAGGAUCCCGCCCGAGUACUUCCCCAUCGAACUGCUCCGUGUGUACCGACUCCACUAACACCACUAUCUCUGAAGAUAUCUACGCAGGACGACAAUAGGGCUAUUUACUGGCCUCGACCUACUGGAAGUGCAGCUCACGCCUUGCAGAAACUCCUAAGUUGCUUCCACUAGUACAGACAAGGCACCUUUGUGGAACGACGUUCUUCGCCGAUGCGGCGACUGCCAGGAAGAAGGAUGGCUGUCCCUUCUGUCACAGUGGCGUUACUCGCUCUCUCUUCACAGAACGUGCAAGAGACAACUCACUUUGCGAGCAAACGGAGGCACCCACAGAGGAGGAGAUCUGGCUUCCACGUAUUCAAACUGUAGUCAGUCGUCGACUGCUCAUAGGACUGAACUUGUUUACUUUCAGUGGCAUAAUGUGCAGGGACUCAUCUGGACAGUGACAGCGAUGUAGUACAGAAGUUACAAGGUCUUUUUUUGAGCUCAGUGUGCGCGAGUAUCUCGGCAGUUGAUUUUUUAUGAAUGUCAAUAAAUGUGUUUCAUACUAA
Schistocerca gregaria is the source of this 2961-nucleotide messenger RNA. RefSeq lists its product as uncharacterized. The record is from RefSeq and is a predicted model, not a curated record. The coding region runs from base 1 to 2511 and encodes 836 amino acids. Lineage: Eukaryota; Metazoa; Arthropoda; Insecta; Orthoptera; Acrididae. The transcript is spliced from 5 exons.